AUGAAGAGAGUACGAGAGAACGCCAACCCCACGCAAGGCGGCCAAGGACAACAAGGAGGGGAGGAGCCCACCGGCGAGCCACAGAAGAAGCUCAAGCGAGCGGAGAUGUUCGGCGGCGCGCGUGUGGUCGGGUGGGGCACAUGGGAUGAGUGGCGCACCGUGCGGGCGUGGCUAGGCUCCUCCGUCCCCGAAGAGCAGCAACGCGGCUUCCGCCGCAUUCGCGCCUGGCGCGCCCGCGCACCGCUUCCGCUGGCCAUCGAAGCCACCGCAGCCCUCCUCGAGACACACGCCAUGGACACGUUUCCGCCCACGCGGACGACGAACGAGCUGCGGCUGCUGUACUCGAUGGCCAUCGUGCGCAUGGUGAACGGUCUUGUCGAGGUGGAACAGAAAGGCACCUUCGCCCGAUCUGUGUGGGGUAUUGCCGAGCGCCUUGGCCUUCCGCGCGUGCUGGUCGAUCUGCGCCACACGGCCACGCACAGCGUGCUUCCGUCACUGCCGUCUCUCCGCAUUGCUGCCGCGCAGGCAUUGGAGUGGCUGGAUGGUAACUACUGGCAGGAGCAGGAGGAUUCGCUCACUGAAAUGACCGACCGCAUGAGGAGCCACCUCACGCGCUACGUCGAACUGAAGGGCAACAGAACGGUCGAAGUCCCGCACGCUCCCGGAAGCCAGGCCAUCCAUUGCGUGACGGAUAUGCUCGAGAGCACCAACUCGAACAAGGCUCGCGAGCUGCUGGUGCCCAUGCUCGUGAGCGAGUUUCUGGCGCCUCGGCCCAUGAUCACGGAGAUCAUGAGCCUGCACAAGAGGCAGCGCUCUUCAAAGCUAAGUGCAGAGUUCACGCGGCUGAGCAACCGCUGGAAUCUGUUGCUGGAGGGCUGUGUACAGAAGUGGGGCCACUUCCUCGGGACUCUUCUGGCCACCAUCACGAACAGGAUUGUGCAGCUCUCCGAAUCCCCCGAACUUACGCGCAAGGCGGAAACGGAGAUCUGGCUGUGGCUGAAGUGGGUCGAGCAUCUGCUCUACGCGAGCUCCUUCCAAAACCUGGUCUACGAAUAUGAGAUCGAAGUGCCGGUGGUGGCGCUCAUGCAGGCCGCCGCGCGACACGUCUCCCAGUGGACGAACAAGCUCAACGGCCUCUUUCUCUCGUGGGUGGCCGAUCCAAAAAUGAGAGAAAAGAUGACCCAACUUAUGGAUCUCACCCGCCCUCGGGGCAGUACCGCCGAGCAACCGGGUGCCCUGAGCCUGGAGGUGUUCGAGAGCCUUCUCGAGCUCAUCAAGCAGCGCGGCGUCACGGCUAUCACGCCGGUGCAGCCUGCUGGCACUACGGCCCACGGACCCUGGGCCAGGUGUGAAGGGUGGACGCCCUGUUCCGUGGGGCUGAGCGUAACCAACGAGUUCCCCGAUCUGCAGCUUCCACCGGCGCUGGACGUGAACGGAGCCAUAACGCUCGUGCCCGCCGAGAGGCCCGUGAUGCCGCUUGUGGUGCUGCCCUACUCCGCGGCUGCCGCAGCGCAGAGGCGCAUGACUGCCAACAGAGAGGAGGAUGACGACGAGUUCAAGGAGGCAGCCACGUCUACCACCACCACGGAAUGGGGUGGCUACGCGCAGGAGCACGAACCACAGGAAGAGGCAGAGGUGCAGGCAGACCCACAAGUGCGUUCAGGCCCUGUCACGGCAGCUGCCCUUCUCUUCUCGCCCAAGGAGCUGACCAGCUUGUGA
Molecule: messenger RNA, 1719 nt
Organism: Acanthamoeba castellanii str. Neff
Lineage: Eukaryota; Discosea; Longamoebia; Acanthamoebidae
Product: Las1 family protein
Exons: 13
Coding region: 1-1719 (572 amino acids)
Biological process (GO): maturation of LSU-rRNA; maturation of 5.8S rRNA
Cellular component (GO): preribosome, large subunit precursor; Las1 complex
Molecular function (GO): endonuclease activity
Source: RefSeq, a predicted model, not a curated record